Molecule: messenger RNA, 1211 nt
Organism: Juglans microcarpa x Juglans regia
Lineage: Eukaryota; Viridiplantae; Streptophyta; Magnoliopsida; Fagales; Juglandaceae
Product: RNA-binding protein 2-like
Exons: 7
Coding region: 274-927 (217 amino acids)
Molecular function (GO): mRNA binding
Source: RefSeq, a predicted model, not a curated record
CGCUAAAUCAGUAACCAUUGGUGGCGGAGAGAUUCGUGUCCAUCACACUACGUCGUUUAAAGUGGGAGCUGAAGGACAUAGUGAAGAAACUCUGGGGUUUUAGGCCAAGCUCGAAGGAGUAGCUGAAGCUGAUCGAUCAUAGAAGUCAUGGCGGAUCCCUACUACAGAUACAGUGCCGCUGCAGACAGAGGUUUUUAUUUUAUAUGCACCCCGAAACAAGUGUAGAAAAGAGCAUUGCAUUCCAGUGUUCCGAGGCCCAGCUUUCCCGACUACAUGUCAUCUGAAGCACCACCAUUGGGAUCUCAUCCUUUAUUGGGCUCUACAGUUAUGAUUGGUGCUUCUCCUGGUUUCCUGCAUAAUAAUAUAAAUCCAUUGCAACCAAGUGCAUAUCGCUUUGAUGGCAUUUCAGGUUUUGGAUCUUCUCCAGAUCUUGGUCUUGGUGGUGUAACAGCAGGGGCUAGCAUUAGGCACUAUCCAUCUCCUCUUGAGAAUCUAAACCAAAGAAGGGAUGUUGGGCCAGGAAUUAGCCCUGAUGUUCUUGACAUGAGCAAUGAGAUACCGAACUCUUCGAAAAAAGCCGAUGGUCUCCCAGUUUCAGCUAGGGAACCAAACUUUCUGUUUGUUGAUAAACUCCCAACUGACUGUACCAGAAGAGAAGUGGGCCAUCUUUUCCGUCCAUUUAUUGGCUAUAAAGAUGUUAAAGUUGUGCACAGGGAGGCCAGACGGAGUGGAGAUAAGGCUAGGGUUUUGUGCUUUGUGGAGUUCGUUGAUUCUAGGUGUGCUCGGAUUGCUAUGGAAGCUCUUCAAGGUUACAGAUUUGAUGACAAGAAACCUGAGUCCCCUGCCUUGAAGAUCCAAUUUGCACAUUUUCCAUUCCGUCCACCAUCUGAACCAUCCGAUCACGAUGAGAAACAAAGUGGGUCCUAGACUGACCAGGAGGACAUGACCGAGAUGACAAAACACUACAUGGAAGAUGUGCCUUUCCAUUCUGAACUGUGUAGAUGAGCUAUUACAGCAAUAGGUACAGAAUUCUGUUGGAUAAAGACGGUUCUAGCUUUGUCAUGUGAAUGCAUAUUUGGUGGUUGAAUUUUCAUUACCAUCUGUACUGAUGCUACAACAUUGUAGUCAAAUAAAGAAGUAAGCUCAGUACUGCUAAAUAUUUGACAAUUUUACAUGUGAAAAACUUAAUUAAUUCCACCUUUUUUGAGGAA